Messenger RNA from Helicoverpa zea (corn earworm), 540 nucleotides. RefSeq names its product histidine-rich glycoprotein-like. Gene Ontology annotation, cellular component: extracellular matrix. The record is from RefSeq and is a predicted model, not a curated record. Lineage: Eukaryota; Metazoa; Arthropoda; Insecta; Lepidoptera; Noctuidae. The transcript has 4 exons. Bases 1 to 540 code for a protein of 179 amino acids.
AUGUUUACAAAAAUUAUCCUAGUCGCUACACUCCUAGCUGUGGUGAGCGCGCGGCCGCAACACGGUCACGACUACCACCACGGUCACGGUCACGCUGUGUCAUCGCAGAGCAUCGUACUGCACCAAACUCACGAGAGCAAGCACGAGCCCGUACACCACGAGGAACAUCAUGAGGAGCAGCACGAGCAGCACCAGGAGGAGCAUCACCACGGACACCACGAGGAACACCACGGCCACGCCUCCUCCUCACAGAGCAUCAAACAGCACCACGGCAAAGCCACAGAGAAACACGUCGAGUACUAUUCUCACCCUAAGUACGAGUUCGCGUACAAAGUGGAGGACCCUCACACCGGCGACAAGAAGUCGCAGCACGAGGCGCGCGACGGCGACGUCGUGAAGGGCGUGUACAGUCUGCACGAGCCUGACGGUACCAUCAGGAUUGUGGAGUACUAUGCUGACAAGAAGACCGGAUUUAAUGCCAAUGUGAAGCGGGAGGGCCAUGCCAAACACAUCAUCCCUGAACAUCAUCAUCACCACUAA